Thlaspi arvense is the source of this 1500-nucleotide messenger RNA. The record is from the annotation of a GenBank genome assembly. Lineage: Eukaryota; Viridiplantae; Streptophyta; Magnoliopsida; Brassicales; Brassicaceae.
AUGAACACAGGGGAGUUUCCCAGUCACCGACACCCUUUAAACCUUAAAGAAAUCUCGUCUGAAGAAACAGAAGAGAGUCGAGUGUGUGGCUUAUGUGGAGAAACGGUAAAUGGGUCUCGUUAUGAAUGUUCCCAGUGCAAUUUUGCCGCACAUCGUGGUUGUGCGGAGAAUCCACCAUCAUUGGUUAUCGAGGAGAGCAAGAUCCAUGAGCAUGCACUCACUCUCUUGCCUAGUCAAGUCUCCUUCGAUUGUAAUGCUUGUGGGAUUUCUGGCGAUAAAUCUCCGUAUGUAUGUCUUAAGUGUUCUUUCAUGACACACAAAGACUGCAUAGACUUGCCACGCGUUAUAAAUAUCAACCGUCACGGCCACCGCAUGUUUUAUACUUUCUUUCUAGGCCCCGGGGAGUGGACUUGCGGAGUCUGUCGCAAGAGGAUGGACGGGCGAUAUGGAGCUUAUUCAUGUCCCCGUUGCGAACAUUAUGCUGUCCAUUCGAGAUGCGCAGCAAGAAAAGACGUGUGGGACGGCAUGGAGCUCGAGAGGAAUCCAGAAGAAGAAGACGACGACGAGGAUGGUGAGCAGUUAUUCUCCGUAAUUGACGAGGGGUCAAUUCAUCAUUUCGUUCAUAAACAACAUUAUCUAAGACUAGUCCAAGAUGAAUAUACAGAUGAUGUUUGCUCUGGAUGUGCUCUUCCCAUAGCAACUGGGGACUUUUACAGGUGUCAGGAGUGCCAUUUCUUUCUUCACGUAUCAUGUGCUAAUCUUCCACGGAAGAUAACUACGUUUCUACAUGUACACCCACUUACUCUUUGCCCGGAUGAUGAAAGGUCAGGUGGUCCUAAUGGCUUAUCUCGCUGUGAUUCUUGCCACCUGUAUUUCAAUGGGUUCAGCUAUCGCUGUUUGGAGUGCAAAGAUGAUAACAUUGAAUUCGAUAUUCGAUGUUCUUCAGUUUCUGUACCCUUUGUGUUCUACGGUCAUAUGCAUCCGUUGUUUGUAAACGACCUUCCAACAACUGAGAACGAGAAGGCCAAGAUCUGCAGUGGCUGUGGUCUUGAAGGACCUAUAUAUAUUCUAAGUUGUGUGGAGUGCAGUCUACAUUUGUGCAUGACAUGUGCAACUUUACCCGUUGUGGCCAAGUACAAGUAUGAUGGGCAUUUGCUCAGCAUCCACUCUGGUCUUGAAGAUCCUACCGGUGGAUACUGGUGUGACAUAUGCGAAGAAAAAAUUGAAGAUAAAGGUAAUCACUACAGAUGUCUCGGUUGUGGUCCGGUUCUUCACGCCAGUUGUGCCGUUGGAAGUUUCAGACACAUGAGACCAUGGCUGAGUUUCAUGUCACAUGGACACGAGUACAAAGUGGUUCGCAAUGACUGGACAUCACAACUACGUUGCAGUAACUGUGACAGUGAUUGCCACGAACCCUUGCUCUUGAUGUCUACAACUUCUACUGGUGUUACUAUUUACUUGUGUUCUUCUAGUUGUUUCACAGCUUAUGUUCCGGUCUAA